Copidosoma floridanum is the source of this 914-nucleotide messenger RNA. Its product is annotated as phospholipase B1, membrane-associated-like. Gene Ontology annotation, molecular function: glycerophospholipase activity. Gene Ontology annotation, biological process: phospholipid metabolic process. NCBI's taxonomy places the organism in Eukaryota, Metazoa, Arthropoda, Insecta, Hymenoptera, Encyrtidae. The record is from RefSeq and is a predicted model, not a curated record.
AUGAGAUCGUUAGAAGUACCUAAAUCUGUUCACCAGUUAAGACCUGGAGACAUAGAUGUAAUUGGUGCGAUGGGAGAUUCCUUGACUGCUGGUUUUGGCAUUUUCGCCACCAAUUUGGCUCAAGUGAUCAUUGAAAACAGAGGAGUUACGGCUUUAGGUGGAGGUCAAGGUACUUGGCGUGAAUUCUUAACACUACCAAAUAUUCUUAAGGAAUUUAAUCCUAGUUUAUUUGGUUAUGCUGUAACUGACGCUUUUACAUUCGAAAAGGGUUCUGAAUUUAAUGUCGCAGAAAGUGGUGCUAUAUCUAAUGACAUGCCUUACAUGGCUCAAGCUAUUAUAAAUAGAAUGAAGAGCGACUCAAGAGUUAAUAUAAAAAAACAUUGGAAAGUAAGUUUUGGCAGAUCGUUAGAAGUACCUAAAUCUGUUCACCAGUUAAGACCUGGAGACAUAGAUGUAAUUGGUGCGAUGGGAGAUUCCUUGACUGCUGGUUUUGGCAUUUUCGCCACCAAUUUGGCUCAAGUGAUCAUUGAAAACAGAGGAGUUACGGCUUUAGGUGGAGGUCAAGCAUCGAAUGCAUUAUGGAAUAAUUUAAUGCAGCCAGUAGAACAUAAGUCACGCAACUGGAAAGCUUCGUUUGAAGAAUUUGUUUGUCCUACAGAAGAAAAUCCUUACAUCAAAACUCUGAAAAAUUCAAGAUCUCGGUGACUAAUGCCUUACAACUGCGUAACAUGGAAAUACUGUACUGAUGUCUAACUUUGUUACCUGUUACAUGUUAAAGUAUCCUGUUUGUAUAGUUCUAUCUUCAGAGAUAAUAUGAUAAAAUUCUUGAAUGCAACCAAGUGCAACAUAGAAGUUGAAGUUCCUUUUACGUGAUUCUAAAUGAAAGCUUAGCACAAUACGAUUCUUGAAUAAAA